Molecule: messenger RNA, 765 nt
Organism: Trichoderma virens Gv29-8
Lineage: Eukaryota; Fungi; Ascomycota; Sordariomycetes; Hypocreales; Hypocreaceae
Exons: 1
Biological process (GO): methylation
Cellular component (GO): mitochondrion
Molecular function (GO): nucleic acid binding; methyltransferase activity
Source: RefSeq, a predicted model, not a curated record
GAGACCGAGGCGUACACUUAUCACCUGGCUGACCUGAUCAAAGCCCGGAGCCUAAGGGUUGGUGAACCGGGGCAACGCCUCAGUAUUGUCGAUUUCUGCACAGGAACGGGAUGCAUACCUCUACUUCUUUAUGCUUUGCUUUAUCGGCAGUUUGAGCACUUGGAAGUCCUUGGAGUGGACAUCUCUACUCAAGCUGUCAGCUUGGCCGGGGACAAUAUUGCUCAUAAUGUCAGGCUUGGCCAUCUCCCACCUCCUCGGCCAAAUCAACUCCUCCAUAUUAUACAGCAGGACAUCUUUCAAGAUGCAGUCAUAGAGAAGCUCCAAGGACGCAACUGGGAUGUGAUGGUGUCCAAUCCACCCUACAUAUCCCGGCGAACUUGGAAUCAUGGGGGUGGUCAAAUUGGGCACUCCGUUCGCAAAUAUGAGCCGUCUCUGGCUCUGGUUCCAGGAAACGACAUUCCCAUUCCUGCAAAUUGGGAACACGAAGAUGUCUUUUAUUCUAGGUUGCUGGAUAUUGCCCACAAUUUAAAGCCAAAGGCGAUACUGUUAGAGAUUGGCGAUGAGAUGCAGGCACUUCGGGUUAUAUCCCGAUUUUCCCAGCACAAGCUCUCUACCAAUUCACAUGUAGAGAUUUGGCGAGACUGGCCGGAUUUAGCAUCAAGUCACGAUGAAGAAUCUCCGCUGGAAAUCACAGUGGAUGACGGAACUAGCCAAACUAUUAUAACCAAGGGCAGCGGCAACAUACGAUCCAUCUUCAUCAAACUU